AUGGUGGCAGAAGCUAAGAUUGUGUGUCAGCAGAGCGUGCCCGUUUUGGAGGUUCAGUAUUUUGGUAAAGGGACUAAUGUUCAAGAGGUUGAAGAUGUAGUUGCAGUUUCACAGUCGAUUUCGCCCAAGAAUUUUGACCGAAAUCGUGCUUCGGAAUCCGUCUCCGAUGCUAUAACGAGCUCUCAAGCCGAUGUUAAACCUGCGGAUAAAAUUCCUGAUUUGGCUCCAGAAUCGGCUGAUCUUCAAUUCUUCCCUAGGCUCCGUUCUGGUAGCUUUGCUGACAUCGGACCCCGUAGAUAUAUGGAAGAUGAACAUAUACUAAUAGAUGAUCUAUCUUCACACUUGGGAUCGCUCUUUAAUUUUCCCACGCCAAGUGCCUUGUAUGGGGUAUUUGAUGGACAUGGAGGACCUGAAGCGGCAUCUUAUAUUUCUGAAGUUGAUGAGAUUUUCUCAGAGGAGCUUGAGAACUCCCUCCGUAAGGCAUUUCAUCUGGUUGACCUUGCGCUGGCAGAUGACUGCAGUGUAAGCAGUUCAUCUGGGACAACAGCAUUAACUGCUAUGAUAUUUGGAAGGCUUCUAAUGGUAGCCAAUGCUGGGGAUUGCCGAGCUGUUCUCUGCCGGAAAGGAGAGGCAAUCGAUAUGUCUCAAGACCACAGGCCCAUUUAUCCCUCAGAAAGGAAGCGGGUUGAAGAAUUGGGUGGAUAUGUUGAUGACGGGUAUCUGAAUGGCGUCUUAUCGGUAACCCGAGCAUUAGGCGACUGGGACAUGAAGUUUCCUCGUGGUUCUUCAUCACCCCUUAUUGCCGAUCCAGAGUUCCGGCAAGUGGUUUUAACAGAGGAUGAUGAGUUUCUCAUUAUAGGGUGUGAUGGGAUUUGGGAUGUGAUGUCAAGUCAGCAUGCAGUUAGCCUUGUUCGACGUGGGCUACGGCGGCAUGAUGACCCGGAGCAGUGCGCCAGGGAUCUUGUUAUGGAGGCUCUUCGCCUCAACACAUUUGAUAAUCUCACUGUGAUUGUGGUAUGCUUCUCCCCUCUUGAUCCUCGAGAACCAUCACCACAGCGGGAACGAAGAUUUAGGUGCUGCAGCCUCUCUGCGGAGGCCCUAUGUAGUCUGAGGAGCUUGUUGGACAGAAGUGCCAGCGGUUGA
This is a messenger RNA of Prunus armeniaca (apricot), 1143 nucleotides long. Lineage: Eukaryota; Viridiplantae; Streptophyta; Magnoliopsida; Rosales; Rosaceae. The record is from the annotation of a GenBank genome assembly.